UUUCUGUGGAUAAAAUGUCAAUGUAUAAUGUACAAAAUUCUCUGUUCUUUCAUUUCAGUUCAAGACAAUGACAUCAAAGUUUUUGAGUGUAAUGGAAAAUGAUACUCUUCUUUAUUUCUCCAUGUUUGAAAACCUGGGCCACUUUCGAUACCUUUACUUCAUUUUAGGAUCUCUGCUAUACUGUACUAUCGUAUUCUUCAAUGUCAAUAUUAUUCUUGUAAUAUUUAUAGAAUCUCCUUUGCACCAGCCUAUGUACAUUUUGAUAGCAUGUUUAUCAAUUAAUUCUCUUUACGGCACUGCUGGCUUCUUUCCAAGAUUACUAAUGGAUUUGUUAUUAUAUUCUCACUCAAUUACUCGUUCUGGAUGUCAUGUACAAACGUUUGUCAUUUAUACCUAUGCAUCAUGUGAAUUUACAAUCUUAACAUUAAUGGCAUAUGACAGAUUUGUUGCUAUAUGUAAGCCAUUGCAAUACCACAGCAUUAUGACAGCCAGGGUGCUUGCUCUUAUGGUAGCUAUGUCUGGGAUUUAUCCAAUGCUUUCUAUUGGUCUUGGGACCAUUUUCACUGCUAGACUAAGAUUGUGUGGUAAUGACUUAAGAAAAUUGUAUUGCCAUAACUGGAUCAUUGCAAAGCUCUCUUGUGAAAAUACUACUUUUGACAACAUUUAUGGUUUUGCUGUACUAGUAACUACAGUUUUGAUCCCAUUUAGUUUCAUUUUGUAUUCUUAUAUUAAAAUUAUUAUGAUUUGUCAGAAAUCUUCAAAAGAAUUAAAGAGCAAAGCUUAUCAUACUUGCCUUCCUCAUCUAGUGACUUUUCUUAACUACUCAAUUACCAUUUUCUGUGAAAUGACCUUUAGCCGUUUUGAAAAUUUACCUCCAGUAAUAGCUAUAAUUCUGUCAUUAGAGUUUCUGAUUAUACCUCCCCUCCUAAAUCCUGUUGUUUAUGGCCUUAAUUUUCCUGAAGUUCGCAGAAAAAUUCAACAUCAUCUAAUUUUUUUUUUUGUAAAAAAAAAAAAAAGUACUGCUCCUCUACAUGCAGGCUGAACCUUUUGCCAUGCUAUCAUGUAUUGAGUAGCUACCAUGGUUUAUUAAUAUCAGGAAAUAUUUUUGAUCUUAAAUAAAUAUACUGUCAUAGAUACAAAAUGAAUAUGUCCCAUUCUUAAUUCUGACCUAUAAUUAAUGCAUAUACUUACAUAUACUCUACUUGUCAUAACUCCGCAAACCAGCAACUUCAUUUCCCAGAAUGCACCAUGGCCGACAAACGCUACACUUCCCAAACACACACGUUCACCAGCUCCAGAGUUCUAAUUAGAUCCACCUGAUUCCAAUUACACACACACUACUCCUUUUAAGAGACUCUCAUUCACUCAUCUAGUUGCGAAGUAUACGCUCAGUUGCCUUGUGUCUCUGUCCAAACCAAGUCUUAUAUUGUGUCGGUUUAUUCUGGUUUUUGACUUUGCUUACGUUUUCGACCUCGUCUCUUUGCCCUGCCUUGUUUGUACUGUUUGCCUGACC
This is a messenger RNA of Ictalurus furcatus (blue catfish), 1513 nucleotides long. RefSeq names its product olfactory receptor 51L1-like. The transcript has a single exon. The record is from RefSeq and is a predicted model, not a curated record. The coding region runs from base 68 to 1042 and encodes 324 amino acids. Gene Ontology annotation, cellular component: membrane. Gene Ontology annotation, biological process: G protein-coupled receptor signaling pathway. NCBI's taxonomy places the organism in Eukaryota, Metazoa, Chordata, Actinopteri, Siluriformes, Ictaluridae. Gene Ontology annotation, molecular function: G protein-coupled receptor activity; olfactory receptor activity.